CACACGCUGGGCCAGCAGACAGUUUCAGCUCUCAGCAACUGAUGCACAGACAGCUGCUGUUUCUCCCUUCCCCUCCUUUUGCUCCCCUAACCAUUCUCCUUUCGUGUCUUCCCUACACUGCCUCCAUUCAUUCCCUCUGUACUUUCCCCUUCCUUCUCUCUACUCUCAUUCUGCCCUGAACUUUUUCCUCAGGCAGACAGAAAAGUAGGUCCUGUUGGAGGGAGAGGGCUUGUGUAAUCUCUGGCUGCACAUGAGCACCAGAGAGUUAUUGCUUCAGUUGGAAAGGCAACAUAACAGAAGACCCGCAAACGAGUGAAGGACAAACUUUGGAAUAAGGGGAGAAAGAAGGAAUACCUCCAAGACAGGAAGGGAGGUGAAGGAGGGAGACUCAGAAAGAGUUUGGAGUUGGGGUGCAGGACACGGACCAUGCCGGGCUCUGUGGUGCUGGUGCUGUCCCUGUUGGUCCUGUCCACAGGAAGUGAUGCCAGACGAAUCAAGAAAAGAGGACUCAACCAUAAGGACUAUGAAUACCCAAACCACCCUCAGUCCACACAGCACCAGAAGAAUGACCGGUGUCCACCGCCGCCCCAGAUGCUGCCAGAAAGAGCCUGUGAGGUGCCAGGCUGCCGCUCAGAUUCAGAGUGUGAGCGCCAUAAACGCUGCUGCUACAAUGGCUGCAUCUACGCCUGCCUGGAGUCUGUGCAGCCACCUCCAGUGUUGGACUGGCUGGUGCAACCCAAGCCUCGGUGGUUGGGGGGUAAUGGCUGGCUGUUAGAUGGCCCUGAGGAGGUUCUGCAGGCUGAGGCCUGCAGCACCACUGAGGAUGGAGACGAGCCUCUCCACUGUCCUACAGGCUACGAGUGCCACAUCAUCAACCCAGGAAACCCUGCUGCUGGCAUCCCUAACCGGGGACAGUGCAUCAAGCAACGUGGCAACUCCGAUGGACGUGGUCUGAGGCACAAAUACUUCAAGGACUACAAGGAUUACUUAGGUAAGUGAGGUACCAGUUCUAACAAUGCAGUAGGCUACGAAAAACAUCACCACAAGCAUCUGGGAUGAAGUACGUUUUCAGCCACUUUCAACCAUCAUAUUAAAAACCAAAGACCCUUGAACCUUUAUCUCCCUUUAGACAAAGCCUUAUGGAUUUUUUUUGUUGUUGUAUCUGCUCUCAGAUCAACCUGACCUCAGCCCCAGCUACGACCAUAACACAACCUCAGACAUCAGCUCCACUCCUGUUCGAUCUGCUCUCAUCACAGCUGAACCAGGAUCAGAACUGACCUUUUUACCAGACCUACAGCUGCUACCUCCUCUUUGCAAAGCCCGCGUCUUGCGGCCUCAGUCGCGAAGUCCUUUGGGAGACGAGUCUGAAGUGUCUACAGUACACAACCAAAGAAAUAAGUGCUUUUUUUUUAUCUCUCUGCCUGGUGUCUGUGAAAGGAUGGAGCAGAGGGUGUCGAUGUUGAAGCAGAGGUGAGGCGAGCAGGGCGUGCACCAAAGCUUUUUAAUGUCUCAAAAGGAAAUAAGGAACCCAUGCCAUUUCUUUUUCAUUUCUUUACAACCUGCUCAUUUUUAUUGUCACACACUCUCUUACCUUAAGGCUUGGUCAGCAGAGAAAAUCAAGACCAUGUGGCCCAGUUACCCAUUCUGUCUCUCCUGUUCUCAGAAGGACGGUGCUCAAGUUUCCAGAUCUGAAAUGUGGAAAGUUUUAUGGACAAAUCGAAAAAAAAAUCCAACAUUAGUGGCUGCAUCUUUAAAUCAAAUCCAAAUGGGGUUUAAUAUUCUAAUAACUUUAAUUAAAAUAACAAAUGCCAUAUGAGUGUGUGGAUUGUGUCAGUUUCAAUAUAUUUGGAACAGCUGUAGAUUAGUUCCAGCCAACAGAUGCUGACCGUGACUUCAUUGCUGUGAAAAGCAAAUUAAAGUUAGGUAAAAGAGUUUAUUUCAGAGGUCCAUUGGAGAUUUAAAGGGAUAAAAAAAAAAAAACACCUUUAAAUAAGCUUACAUGGGCAAGUGUUUGGUACUGAAAAGAUUCAGUUUGGGUGAAUUAUCCCUUUAAAGACAAACUCUGUAUAUACAGCAUCAUAUCGGUAAUUCAUUUCCUGAAAUUAAUUUACUGGUGACCAUUUUAUAUGAAACAAGUCAUACAACAAAUAUCUACCAGUGCAGAUUAUUCAAACAUUUCAGAAUUUUGAAUAAUCAUGCUGCAUCAUUUCUAAAUAAUCUUAGUAAACCUCACACUAUCACAGCCCCUGUUGCAGUACAUGAUAAUAAAAUGGCUUUUGCACAGAGCAGAUAUUCAAAACAUUUAUUUUCAAACUUCCUCUUGCUUCAGCCGACUGUUAAACUUACGUUGUCUCUGUUAUCAGUUCAAAUGGUGCUCAGUUUCAUUGCUGCCUAUAACAGAAGAAUAAGCUGGUCACAUAAUAAGCUGAAGGUGUAAAAGAAAAGCUGGAACCAUUCUCUGUGUGCAGAACUAAAGUGAUGUCUGAAUGUUAUUUUCUGACUGGUGCUGUAAUGUUGCCUCGUUCAUUCUAAAUAAACCGCAUUGUUGAAUAA
Dicentrarchus labrax (European seabass) is the source of this 2553-nucleotide messenger RNA. It is a transcript of the gene wfdc1, whose product is annotated as WAP four-disulfide core domain 1. NCBI's taxonomy places the organism in Eukaryota, Metazoa, Chordata, Actinopteri, Moronidae. The coding region runs from base 427 to 999 and encodes 190 amino acids. The transcript has 6 exons. Gene Ontology annotation, molecular function: peptidase inhibitor activity. The record is from RefSeq and is a predicted model, not a curated record. Gene Ontology annotation, biological process: regulation of cell growth. Gene Ontology annotation, cellular component: extracellular region.